Messenger RNA from Dendronephthya gigantea, 2209 nucleotides. RefSeq names its product isoaspartyl peptidase/L-asparaginase-like. The record is from RefSeq and is a predicted model, not a curated record. Gene Ontology annotation, molecular function: asparaginase activity. The transcript has 7 exons. Bases 219 to 1244 code for a protein of 341 amino acids. Lineage: Eukaryota; Metazoa; Cnidaria; Anthozoa; Malacalcyonacea; Nephtheidae.
GCGAGUGCUAGUUAAGAUUCAUAUGUUCAGCGCAGAGACACAAAGAAGCAGCUCUUGAGUGUCGUCUUUGGAGAAUUUUGGAAGUUCCUGCAAGGUGAAGCAUUUAACUUUUCAAACAUUCAUAAAGAAAAGUUUCCCUAUCAUAUAUUUCACUGCAAGUAUAGUAAUAAAGCCGGUGGUACUUCAAAUUACGUCUUUCUUUUCGGAAAGAAAGGUAUAUGGCUGAAAAUAUAACUUCGGGAAUGUCGGAACUUUCCAUAAGCUCUGCUGAUGCAGGGCAAAGAGGACCUAGAAUUAUUGUUCAGGGUGGUGCGUUUAACCCGUAUCAGGAACCAUCGGGACGAAAAGAAGAUUUUAUGACAGGAGUAAAAGAAUCUGCCAAGGCGGGAUACGCCAUUUUGACCAACGGUGGCACGGCGGUCGAUGCUGUAGAAGCAGCAGUUCGUGAACUGGAAGACAAUGGGAAUUUUAAUGCUGGUUAUGGAUCGUAUUUGAACAACAAUGGUGAGGUGGAAUGCGAUGCAUUGAUUAUGGAUGGCAACACAUUAGAUACUGGUGCAGUGAUGAAUGGACGUUAUUUUCGUAAUCCUGUUUCGCUUGCCAAAAAGAUCAUGCAAGAUUCGUAUCAUUGUGCAUUGUCUGGUGAUGGAGCGCUGGAAUUUGCUUUGCGCCAUGGGGUAAGACUCUAUGAUCCGUCGAAAUUGAUCAGCGAGCGUGCCCGUGAGAAAACUUAUAAGUACGAAAACUUUCCAAAAACUGUUCGCACUAUCUAUCCGGGAGGCCCCUUCGAAGAAGAACAUGAUACUGUUUCAGCUGUUGCUAUGGAUGCCAAGGGCAAUCUGGCGUGUGCGAUGUCAUCAGGUGGUAUACCUGGCAAGUUGAAAGGUCGGGUUGGCGAUGCAGCGCUGGUUGGCUGUGGGGGCUACGCAAAUAAACACGGAGCAGCCACUGUAAGUGGACAUGGAGAGUCAAUAAUGAAAAUGACUCUGGCAAGAGAAGUUGUUUCCAUGAUGGAAGAAGACGAGGGAAAAGAAUCAAAAGAUGCUCAGGAAUCUGCAGAAAUCGCUUCAAAGAAAUUGCUUAAACGCAUUGGUUUUUGCGGUGCUUGUGGUAUAAUUGCUAUUGAUAAAAAUGGAAAAUUUGGGAGAGAAUUCAAAACCAAAGCUAUGCCGUGGGCGAGCAUCGUGGGAAAGCAAAUGGAAUAUGGUAUGGAUCCAUAUGAAAGGAAAACUGAGUUCCUUUGAAACAACUUUUAUGAACAAUUUUAUAUUUAAUUUUUUAUUUAAGGCCUAUAUGAGUUUCAUACUAAGUUUAUUAUCUCUCAAGAUAAUAUGUUUCAUCGUAUAAAUACCUAUUAAAUUCAAUUAUUCAUAUUAAAUUCAUGUUAUAGAGAAUGCUUUCUUAGCUUCCUUCAGCUUCCAUAUAUAUUUUGACAGCUCCGUCUCCUUCGCGUAUUUCUUGUUCGCGAAAAAUUUUGCGUGGUUUCGGUAGCGCGUUUUGAAAUAGUCCGCAGUGACUCCGAUGAUCUUGGCUGCAUGGUGGAUCGUUAAUUGUUUCACGUGGACACUUCGGCUGUUACACUACGUUUAAUGUGAGCUGGGAAUUUUUCCGGUUGUCUACAGUUGCAUUGUCGUGAGUUGUUUGCAUGCGUCGUCUGUGUUCGCGUUUGUCUGUUUUGUGUGGUUACUUUCUUGUUGUGCUUGUACAUCUUUAUGAAUGAGUGCAUUUUGCCAAGACAGCCGUAUAGCUAAUUCGUACGAUAUUGCAUGUCGGUUGAAGAUUUUGUGGAGUUGUUGGAAGGUGGGAAGUGUUUGUCUAACAGUUUUCGUUUUUACGCUUUUCGAGUAAGGGGGAUUGUACUAGAUUGUGUUGCGAAAUUUGCCAAAUAUAUUUUGCAUUAUUACACGCAAAAUAUAGAUUCGAAUUUUUUUUUUACCCUGUAUAAAGGAAGUCACCCCCAGUCUUUGCAUGCAAAAACAAACACGGCCAAAACAAAAGUAUUUUGUUGUGAUUUUGUAAAUCUGAUGAAAACUCCAAAAAAAAUUUUUAAAAAGAUAAUAACUGAUUUUGUUAGUACUUCCUGAUGUAAAUAGAAUGCAUUUUAUGGACCUAUUUUUGGGAAUGCGGAGUAUAAGACAGUUCUUUGCUAUAGGAAAAAGCGUAGAGCCUAUAGCGUGACAAUGCAGGAAGAUUUGUUCUACUUUAUGAU